Molecule: messenger RNA, 2181 nt
Organism: Ceratina calcarata
Lineage: Eukaryota; Metazoa; Arthropoda; Insecta; Hymenoptera; Apidae
Product: SET and MYND domain-containing protein 4
Exons: 5
Coding region: 170-2059 (629 amino acids)
Cellular component (GO): nucleus; cytoplasm
Molecular function (GO): histone deacetylase binding
Source: RefSeq, a predicted model, not a curated record
UCACUCUCUAGAGUAGAGGAUCACUACUAAUGCGCACAUAUUCAGUAAAGACGGUAUCACAAAAUCAAAGACGAGUAGCAAGGACAUUGUUGGCAAUUGUUAUUCGAGAACAAACACGCGACGUAUACUUGAAUUCGAAUAAAGUCUGAUUUCCUAACAAAGAAGGAGAAUGGACGAAGUAUUGGGUACGUUGAAUAAAAUACUAAUUGCAACGUCCAAACAUCAGGAGCUGGUGAGCGAGUAUGAAACAUUACGGGCAGAUGAAGAACGAAUAAAAUUCACUCUGGACGUUAUGUCAAAGUACAAAAUAUUUCCUAAAGAACAAUGCGAUUCAAAGGACGCGAAACAGUCCGAGAAAUUCAGGCAAGAGGGUAACAGGUUAUUCGUCUCUACACCACUCACCAAUAAUACUUGUGUCGAGGUGCACAAGCUUUAUACCAAGAGCGUAGCUUACGCUCCUUGUCCGUCCCAAAAUCUCGCUUUGGCUUACGCCAACAGGUCAGCCAUUUUGGUAAAACUGCACAAGUACGAAAUGAGUUUGCAGGACAUAGAUAGAGCAUUGACGCUUACGUGUCCGGAUAACGUACGUGCCAAGCUUUGCGUUAGGAAAAUAGAAUGUCUAAAUGCUCUGAGGGAUCCCAAAGUAAAGAAUUCUAUCGAAGAGGCUCGCUGUUCGUUAGAAGGACUGUGCCUAGAUGAUACCCUUAGAAAGAAAUUCAUCGAGCAGCUCGAUUCUAUGAAAAUGGCAAGGAACGUAAGGAAGCGAGGCGAUCUGAAACAGCCACCGGUUCCCGAGAUAAAUAAUCGUAACGUCGAAGUCCCUUGUGCAUCUGACGCGGUAAGGAUAGAGUAUAACGAAGAAUACGGCAGACACGUCGUGGCUACGCGCGACAUAAAGCCCGGAGAAGUGGUCGUCGUAGAAAAACCGUACUCGCUGAUGUUGACGUAUGAAAAUGUUUAUUCGCAUUGUUCCAAUUGCUUAGAAGUGUCUUGGGCCAAUAUACCUUGCGAUCACUGCACUUUCUCCAUGUACUGUUCGGAAGACUGUAAAACAACGCAUUGGAAAAAGUAUCACGACAUCGAAUGCGCGGUAUUCCCUUUCGUAUGGAAGAUGGAUUCUUCUAAUUUGGACUUGUGUAGCGUAAGACUGACCAUACAAGCUGUACGGGAAUUCGCGAGUAUAGAAGAAUUAAGGAAGGAAUUGAUCCAAGUCGAUAAUUGCGAUGAUCCUCGAACAAAAGGUUUCUCCAACGACGGUAUCUUUGCUAGCGACAAGUAUAGAAGCGUGUUAAGCCUCGUGACCAACACUGAGAAACGUUCCGUGCGGGAUCUGUUCAGGAGAUCUUUAGAUUCAUGUUUUAUAUUGUGGUAUCUAGCCACUCGAACUAAUUUAUUUGGAAAUCUAUUGGAGAGAGAUCUGUCGGCCUUGACAGACAAUAACGAUGCCGUAUUCGUCGGCAGUCUCGUAUUGAGGCAUCAACAAUUGAUCCCUAGUAAUGGUCACACCUUUACCGAAGAACGUGGAUUAGAAGAAGCGGCUCGACGCGGCUUCGGAAUUAUGCCAUUUUUGAGUCUAAUGAAUCACAGUUGCAGCCCGAAUAUUUCUAGGGACUGUACGUCCAAGCACAUAGUAGUACGUGCCAUGUACCCCAUUAAAAGAGGUGAACAGCUGUUCGAGAACUAUGGCCCACAUUUCGCUCUCACGCCUAAAGACGCGAGACAAACUGAACUUUUAAAACAGUAUUACUUUAAAUGCAACUGUAUACCGUGUCAAGAAGACUGGCCACUCUAUUAUAAUCUGAAAUCGUACAAAGAAUUGGCCAAGACGAAAGCAGACGAGGCCAAGAUUAGCCAUGUGUUACGGAAAUUCGGUGCGUACGUCGAUCUCGCGAUGGUAGGAGAUAUGUUAGACAAACAUGUUGUCGACGACUUGUUAAAAAUGAUUCAAGUGAUACACGAUCUGGUGCCAAUGCCCUGCGAGGAAAUGAGCCACGUCGUGGAAACGCUGAAACGAGUUUAUGGUUUGAACGGAAACAGAUAUGACGUGCCAAAGCUUUGAGUUUUUGAUGAACCACCAAUAUACAAAGAACUAUAAAUGUUGCGUGUGCAAAUAUAUUCAAUGUACAUUAAAUGUAAUUCAAUGUAAAUUAAAUAUACAUCCAAUAAAUAAAUGUUACAUGA